Messenger RNA from Myxocyprinus asiaticus (Chinese sucker), 4420 nucleotides. Its product is annotated as ATP-citrate synthase-like. The transcript is spliced from 28 exons. Lineage: Eukaryota; Metazoa; Chordata; Actinopteri; Cypriniformes; Catostomidae. Gene Ontology annotation, cellular component: cytosol. Gene Ontology annotation, molecular function: ATP citrate synthase activity. Gene Ontology annotation, biological process: tricarboxylic acid cycle; fatty acid biosynthetic process; acetyl-CoA biosynthetic process. The record is from RefSeq and is a predicted model, not a curated record. The coding region runs from base 156 to 3434 and encodes 1092 amino acids.
GAGAAAACAGGAACGGAUGACAGAGUGCUGAGGGAGGAAGAAAGUGUCUCUUGCAGCCAUACAGUAUCUCGACUGUCAACACACUGUACAUCGGAACUCUCUGGAAGGAGAAUACCUGCAAUCCGGAAUCAUACAUAAGACUGUGGUUUAACAACAUGUCAGCCAAAGCCAUAUCUGAGCAGACGGGGAAGGAAUUCCUCUACAAACACAUUUGCACUGCAGCCGCUGUUCAGAACCGUUUCCGCUAUGCUAAUGUGACCGCAGAAACUGACUGGGAACGGCUGGUCCAGGAUCACCCUUGGCUUCUGACGGAGAGAUUGGUUGUUAAGCCAGAUCAGCUGAUCAAGCGCCGGGGAAAGCUGGGAUUGGUGGGUGUGAAUCUGGAUCUGACUGGCGUGAAAGAAUGGCUCAAGCCCUGCCUUAUGAAGGAGACAACGGUGGGGAAGGCUAAAGGCAUUCUUAAGAACUUCCUGAUUGAGCCCUUUGUUGCCCACAAGCAGGAGGAGGAGUUUUACGUGUGUAUCUAUGCCACACGUGAGGGCGAUUACAUGCUCUUCCAUCAUGAGGGAGGUGUGGAUGUGGGAGAUGUGGACUCCAAAGCUCUAAAACUCCUGGUGGGAGUGGAUGAGAAGAUCGACCCUGAAACAGUCAAGAGUCAUCUCCUCCAACACACUCCUGCUGAAAAGAAAGAGGUGUUGACUAGUUUCCUGGUGGGCUUGUUCAACCUGUACGAAGACUUGUACUUUACAUACUUGGAGAUCAACCCUCUUGUGAUCACUAAGGAUGGAGUGUAUGUGUUGGACAUGGCUGCUAAAAUUGAUGCUACAGCUGAUUACUUAUGUAAGGCCAAAUGGGGUGAUGUGGAUUUUCCCCCUCCCUUUGGCAGAGAGGCCUAUCCUGAGGAGGCGUACAUUGCCGAUUUAGAUGCUAAGAGUGGUGCCAGCCUCAAACUCACUCUUUUGAACCCACGCGGACGGAUCUGGACUAUGGUGGCAGGGGGUGGAGCUUCUGUCGUGUACAGUGACACAAUCUGUGAUCUGGGUGGAGUCAAUGAACUGGCAAAUUAUGGAGAGUAUUCAGGUGCUCCAAGUGAACAGCAGACCUACGACUACGCCAAAACCAUCCUGUCCCUCAUGACCCGUGAGAAACACCCCGAUGGUAAAGUCCUGAUAAUUGGAGGAAGCAUUGCCAACUUCACUAAUGUGGCGGCAACAUUCAAGGGUAUUGUCAGGGCAAUCAAAGAUUACCAGAACCCACUGAAAGAGCAUGAGGUCACUAUAUUUGUCCGACGUGGCGGCCCAAACUACCAGGAAGGUUUAAGAGUGAUGGGGGAAGUUGGAAAGACCACUGGUAUCCCCAUUCAUGUGUUUGGCACUGAGACUCACAUGACAGCAAUUGUUGGAAUGGCACUAGGUCACCGGCCAAUCGCCACACAGCCUCGCGGUGCGGCCCACACUGCCAACUUUCUUCUCAACUCUAGCAGCGGUGCCACUACUCCCGCCUCCACCAGAUCUGCCUCUUUCUCUGAAGUCAAGACUGGAGCAGAAAGCUCUUCAGCUCAAAAGACCCGAACAGGAGUUCCAGCAGCCAAAAGCACCACUCUGUUCAGUAACCACACCAAGGCCAUAGUGUGGGGGAUGCAGACGCGUGCUGUGCAGGGCAUGCUGGACUUUGAUUACGUGUGCUCACGUGAGGAGCCGUCAGUAGCAGCCAUGGUUUACCCCUUCACCGGAGACCAUAAACAGAAGUUUUACUGGGGUCAUAAAGAGAUCCUGCUGCCAGUAUAUAAAAACAUGGCUGAUGCCAUGAAGAAACAUCCAGAGGUGGACGUGCUCAUCAACUUUGCCUCCCUUCGUUCUGCUUACGACAGCACCAUAGAGACCAUGCAGUACACGCAGAUCCACACCAUAGCGAUCAUUGCUGAAGGUAUCCCCGAGGCUUUGACUCGCAAGAUCAUCAAAAUGGCAGAUGAGAAGGGAGUUACCAUUAUUGGCCCUGCAACGGUUGGUGGUAUUAAACCAGGCUGUUUUAAGAUUGGUAACACUGGUGGAAUGCUGGAUAACAUCCUGGCUUCUAAGCUGUACAGGCCGGGAAGUGUUGCCUAUGUGUCUCGCUCUGGAGGAAUGUCCAACGAGCUCAACAACAUCAUCUCACGCACUACUGAUGGAGUCUUUGAAGGAGUUGCCAUUGGAGGAGACAGGUAUCCAGGCUCUGUGUUUAUGGAUCAUGUGUUGAGGUACCAGGACACACCAGGAGUGAAGAUGAUCGUUGUGCUCGGAGAGAUUGGAGGAAAUGAAGAGUACAAGAUUUGUAAUGGUAUUAAAGAGGGCAGAAUCACCAAACCUGUAGUCUGCUGGUGUAUCGGAACCUGUGCCACCCUGUUCUCCUCUGAGGUCCAGUUUGGCCAUGCUGGAGCUUGUGCCAACCAGGCGUCUGAGACUGCAAUGGCUAAGAACAAAGCUCUUGAAGAGGCAGGAGCCUGUGUGCCCAAGAGCUUUGAUGAACUGGGUGAUGUCAUCAAAUCUGUGUAUGAUAAUCUGGUGGCCAAUGGUGUGAUUGUGCCUGCCACAGAGCUUCCUCCUCCCACAGUGCCAAUGGAUUAUUCCUGGGCACGCGAGCUGGGUCUGAUCCGUAAGCCAGCAUCCUUCAUGACUAGUAUCUGUGAUGAACGAGGGCAGGAGCUCAUUUAUGCUGGCAUGCCCAUUACUGAGGUGUUCAAGUCUGAGAUUGGACUGGGAGGAACCCUCGGUCUACUCUGGUUCCAAAGAAGGCUGCCGCGCUAUGCAUGUCAGUUCAUUGAGAUGUGUCUGAUGGUGACAGCUGAUCACGGCCCUGCUGUGUCUGGAGCUCAUAACACUAUAGUUUGUGCACGUGCUGGCAAAGACCUGAUCUCCAGCCUCACCUCUGGUCUCCUCACCAUUGGGGACCGUUUUGGAGGUGCUCUGGAUGCAGCUGCUAAGCAGUUCAGUAAGGCAUUUGACAGUGGCAUGCUGCCAAUGGAGUUUGUCAACAAAAUGAAGAAAGAUGGCAAACUCAUUAUGGGCAUUGGACACAGGGUGAAAUCAAUCAAUAAUCCUGACAUGCGAGUGCAGAUCCUCAAAGACUUUGUGAAACAGCAUUUUCCUGCCACUCAGCUGCUCGACUAUGCUCUGGAGGUCGAGAAAAUCACCACCUCAAAGAAACCAAACCUUAUCCUAAACGUUGAUGGUUUUAUUGGAGUGGCAUUUGUGGAUCUUCUGAGGACUUGUGGCGGCUUCACUCGUGAUGAGGCAGAUGAAUUUGUGGAGAUCGGAGCACUGAAUGGAAUCUUUGUCUUGGGUCGCAGCAUGGGAUUCAUAGGUCAUUAUCUGGACCAGAAGAGGUUGAAACAGGGAUUGUACCGCCAUCCUUGGGAUGAUAUUUCUUAUGUACUACCAGAACAUAUGACCAUGUAAUGAUGGAAACUACUGUAGUUAACUUAAAUCAACUGAGAGGUCAGAACUGAACACUAGGGAAUCAAAAUCAGUUUUAUGUGUGUGUACAUGUGUAUAUGCAUUCAUGUAAAUGUGGGUGUGUUUGUGUAAAAAAAAAAAAAAAUCUUUUGUUGUUUGUAAUUUUGUGUAUGCAAGGAUGUAAAACUGAAUUAUUGUCUUGAUAUAAACUGCAGUUGUAGUCAAUAACUUAAAUUACCUAGCAUUCAUUUGCUGUGUUGCAAAGUCAUUUUGAAACUGUGAAAACACUCUAAAACAUUCCAAAUCUCUUUAGUUAACAUGUCUUGCUACUUAAUAUUUAAACCACAUAAAUCUAAUAGUCAUGUUAUGUUGCAAGUCUAAAAGGGAAAUUGGAUUAGAAACUAAAACGCCUGGUUGCUGCAAACAUUCCAGCAUUGUUCAAGUACAUAAAGUACUAAAGUACUGAAAUUAUAUUUUUGAAGCAUGUUUAGAAUCACAUUGUCAGACCAAAGCAUCCCGAUAGCUAAGCAUGAAUUUUGUGAAGUAUUUUGUGAAACAUGCUAAUCAAAAAUUAACAGUGUAUUAUAAGCAGAUACAGUAACAGUGCAAUAAUUCCCUGUGUAUAAUAGAUCAACUAAUAUGCAGGAAAAAGAAUUUUGCUAUUUUUAAUAAUUAAUGUAUAAACAUUAAAGGAAUAUUUUGAACGUCAACGCUAUUUGUAUCAUGCAGCGUGCCAUAAAGUUCUCCAUGAUGUUUACAGUCCAUCUGUCGUUUAGCAGUGCAGCUAUAUGAAGAUCAGAUGAAGCAGUACAGUGUCUGAUAUUUACUUAAGUUUGUUGGAUAAAAUAAUUGUAUUACCAUUCUUUAGAUUACUUUUUAUCCUAGUCAACCUCAACUGUGAUGACAGUUAAGUCUCUUGUAAAGCAGAUUAAUCAGAUGUGGAUUGCUACAUGUAACAAUUCUAAAUUAAUAAAGGUAUUAGAAAUGUA